UCUGUGAGCGAUUCCUGGGGCCCAGCAGGUGCGUUUCCUGGGGCCCAGCAGAUCAAGUUCACUCUGCUCAGCCUGGGGUCAUGGGGAGGAAGAAAAUCCAGAUCUCACGCAUUCUGGACCAGAGGAAUCGGCAGGUGACUUUCACCAAGCGGAAGUUUGGGCUGAUGAAGAAGGCCUACGAGCUGAGCGUGCUCUGUGACUGCGAGAUCGCCCUCAUCAUCUUCAACAGCGCCAACCGCCUCUUCCAGUACGCCAGCACCGACAUGGACCGCGUGCUGCUCAAGUACACAGAGUACAGCGAGCCCCACGAGAGCCGCACCAACACCGACAUCCUCGAGACAUUGAAGCGGAGGGGCGUGGGACUUGAUGGGCCGGAGCUGGAGCCAGAAGAGGGACCUGAAGGCCCAGGAGAAAAGCUGAGAAGGCUGGCAGGUGAAGGAGGUGACCCAGCCUUGCCCCGGCCCCGGCUCUAUCCGGCAGCACCCACUAUGCCCAGCCCGGACAUGGUGUACGGGGCCCUGCCCCCACCAGGCUGUGAUCCCAGUGGGCUUGGGGAAGCCCUGCCUGCCCAGAGCCGCCCGUCUCCCUUCCGACCAGCAGCCCCCAAAGCUGGGCCCCCAGGUCUGGCGCACCCUCUCUUCUCACCAAGCCACCUCACUAGCAAGACACCACCCCCGCUGUACCUGGCAGCAGAUGGGCGGAGGCCAGACCUGCCUGGUGGCCUGGCUGGGGCCCGAGGGGGUCUGAGCACCUCGAGAAGCCUCUAUGGUAGUCUGCAGAGCCCCAGCGCCACUGCGGCCCCAGGACCCCCUCUGAGCAGCUUCCCUUUCCUUCCUGCAGGACCCCCAGAAUAUAGCUUGGGAGACCCCCCGCCGCCCCCUGGCUUGCUGCAGUCCCCCACCCUGACUCCUUGGCAGUCCUCAAGAGGGGAUGGGCCCCCAGCCGCGCCUGCACAGCCCGGCGGGGGCCGCAGCCUGGGCGAGGAGGGCCCUCCCACCCGCGGCGCCUCUCCUCCAACCCCCGCCGUCAGCAUCAAGUCUGAGCGCCUCUCGCCGGCCCCCGGGGGCCCGGGCGACUUUCCCAAGACCUUCCCCUACCCCCUGCUCCUUGCUCGGCCCCUGGUAGAGCCCCUGCGGCCCGGGCCCUCCCUGCGACGGCUGCCCUCCGCCGACAGCUGGCCCCGGUAACGGACCCAAGGGUAGUAUGGCCCAGCCAGUGGAGAGCAGUCUCCCUCGGGCCUCCGCAGAUCAGAUCCAGCUGUCACUGGCCGCCUCCAUGGUGGGGGUCCCGAGGGGGACGUCUGGAUUCAGAUCCACCGUCCAGGGUCUCCUACCCCCUUCCUGUUUGUGAU
This is a messenger RNA of Sciurus carolinensis (gray squirrel), 1351 nucleotides long. RefSeq names its product myocyte enhancer factor 2B (gene Mef2b). The record is from RefSeq and is a predicted model, not a curated record. Gene Ontology annotation, biological process: positive regulation of transcription by RNA polymerase II. Lineage: Eukaryota; Metazoa; Chordata; Mammalia; Rodentia; Sciuridae. Bases 81 to 1187 code for a protein of 368 amino acids. Gene Ontology annotation, molecular function: protein dimerization activity; RNA polymerase II cis-regulatory region sequence-specific DNA binding; DNA-binding transcription factor activity, RNA polymerase II-specific. The transcript is spliced from 9 exons.